AUGGCGUUAGAACAUUCAUUAGACCUGCAAAUACCAUUCGAGACCCCGCAACAGGCUCAAAUAGCCGUCAAAGUGCUCAAGCCAGACCCAAUCCUCAGGCCAGACGACUUUGAAGUCGACUACGUCUCGAACGGCAGCGUUCUUGAGGUAAAAUUCCGGAGCAUAGACGACCGCGUGCUGCGAGUAGGCGUCAGUAGUGUCAUCAACAGUGUCAAGACCGUGGUUGAAGCCAUGGACGAGCUUUCCUAA
Zygotorulaspora mrakii is the source of this 249-nucleotide messenger RNA. RefSeq names its product chromatin DNA-binding EKC/KEOPS complex subunit PCC1 (gene PCC1). The transcript has 2 exons. Lineage: Eukaryota; Fungi; Ascomycota; Saccharomycetes; Saccharomycetales; Saccharomycetaceae. The record is from RefSeq and is a predicted model, not a curated record. Gene Ontology annotation, cellular component: EKC/KEOPS complex. Bases 1 to 249 code for a protein of 82 amino acids.